This is a messenger RNA of Camponotus floridanus (Florida carpenter ant), 714 nucleotides long. RefSeq lists its product as uncharacterized. Lineage: Eukaryota; Metazoa; Arthropoda; Insecta; Hymenoptera; Formicidae. The transcript has 4 exons. The record is from RefSeq and is a predicted model, not a curated record. Bases 71 to 421 code for a protein of 116 amino acids.
GACGUAAAGUGAAAUGAGUGUUUUGUGAAAUUCGUUAUCUCUAUCCAUCGCGAUCCAGUGCAAAUUAAUUAUGCAAGCAGCAAUCGAUAUUGUAAUAAUUUCAUUAACGAUUGUGAUAAAGAAACACGGCCAGCUAUACCAGUGCAGGAGUGUCAUAAUAAUUUCUUCAAACUUUCCAAUUUGCAACGAGCACGACGGAACAGUGUGUCACUCCUCUUCUUUCCUGUUAUACUAUUUGUCAUGUGCUAUGUUCAACUGUGCUUCUCAUCGUCUUAUAAUUUACCAUCUUCCCUCUCAACGCGCCGUCUGUACAGGAUGGAAAAUCGGAGACGGAGAUCCUUUAAACGAACCCCGGCGCAGUGACGAUGAAAAGCUAACGAAGGUGGCCAACAUAACAGCUACGCGCGGCGUAGUGCGUUAAAUUAACCACGUCAGGUUAAUGACAUCAGAAUCGCGUUCGGGAACUUUAACCAAAGGGCACCGAAUGCAGAAUUAAAUUUGAGCGAGAUGAAACGAGCCGCGAAGGACGCGAGCUGGAAAUGCGGUGCAUGCUGCUUUUAACGCGUUACGAGAAACAUGGACAGCAAAAACUCGUGAGAUAAACACACGAACAAACGUUGAGCAAAGAUAUGAACGAUAAAUCGUGCUCGUUGCACUUUAAAUGUCUCUUAUAUUGUUGCAUUAAAACUUCAAUAUUUACAUAAUUCUAAUAAA